Molecule: messenger RNA, 521 nt
Organism: Habropoda laboriosa
Lineage: Eukaryota; Metazoa; Arthropoda; Insecta; Hymenoptera; Apidae
Gene: HINT1
Product: histidine triad nucleotide-binding protein 1
Exons: 2
Coding region: 54-434 (126 amino acids)
Biological process (GO): purine ribonucleotide catabolic process
Cellular component (GO): nucleus; cytoplasm
Molecular function (GO): hydrolase activity
Source: RefSeq, a predicted model, not a curated record
GAUUAUCCUAUGUGAAUGACAGUCUACUAAAUCGCACUCCAUGCUGGAGAAAAAUGGCGACCGAGGUUGAAAAAGCACAAGCAGCAGCUUCGGGAGGUGAUACUAUUUUCGGGAAAAUAAUACGUAAAGAAAUACCGUGUAAUUUCAUUUACGAAGACGAUCAGUGCGUUGCGUUUCAAGACAUUAAUGGUCAAGCACCGGUGCAUUUUCUGGUGAUUCCACGAAAACCAAUUCCGCAACUUUCGAAAGCUGAGGAUGGGGACGAAGCUUUACUGGGUCAUUUAAUGAUUGUUGCUCGUAAACUGGCGAAGCAACAGGGUCUCGACGACGGGUUUCGUUUAGUCAUUAAUGACGGCAAAAACGGUGCACAGUCGGUCUACCAUUUGCAUCUGCAUGUCCUCGGUGGUCGUCAAAUGAUGUGGCCUCCAGGUUAAGAAAUUUUAUUUUAUUCGAUACAACGUUACAUGCAGUUAUAACUUGCGCUUAUAAAAAUACAACUUUUGUCAAAAAUAAAGAUUUGA